AGAAUGCUGAUCGGUGAUUGGACGAGAGAAGGUGUAGCUCAUCAUGUGAUCUGGUUUGUUUCAGGACGUCAUCGGACCUGAGGACAGGGAUGAAACUGAAAAGUCAAAACAUCUGCAGCGUUUCCUCGACUGACGCUCAGACCAGAAGCCGAGGACUUACCUGCUCUUACCUGCCGAGGCUCCUCCCCUUCCAGGUGUGCGAUGGGACGCCAGGUACUGGGAGAGAGAGACUCUCCCAGCAUGCUGCAUCCUGGGUCUUUACUGGUGCAUCCUGGGUCUUUACUGGUGCAUCGUGGGUCAGAAACAAAGUGAAGAACACAGAUUUGAUGUUUUGUGAGGAUUUGUCUGCAGCAGUGUGUCACAGCAGUGGUGACAGUAACAGGACGCCGCUCUCUGAUUGGUCAGAUCACUGUGAUGUCGCUGCUCAGCCUCAGAAACAUCAAAGGAACAAAUGAGUGUUUGCAGUUUCCUCUGAUAAAUCCUCAGGUUGAGGAUGAAAAGGCCUCAGCGACACACACCCUUCCUGUCAGCGCACAACUCAUCACACAACACACACUGAUGACUGUUUACACACACUCACACACCUGUAACCUGAGACACACCCGAGCGUCUCACACGCUGAGGACAUUUCUUGACAUUAUCCUCGACCAAUCAAUUCACAGAUGGAGACUCUGACUGACGUAAAAAGAACAGAAGAGAAAAGAUGAAGAGAAAAGACAGAUGUUGAAUAGAAGAGUGAACUCAUCUGUUCUGACUGAAAUAUGUGAGUUUCUGUUCUAACACAAGAAGUUUCAUGAACAAGUAAACAUGUGAUCACAUGGAGCAGAUACAAACAAUAACAUGAAGAACACAGUGGAACUGAACCAUCAACACAUCAGCUUCACUGCUGACAGCAACUGACAACAACUGACAACAACCGACAACAACUGACAACAACUGACAACAACCGACAACAACUGACAUCAAGACCAGGAAGCUCGUCCAACUUCCUGAGACCAAACUCUGAGAGGGGCGGGUGAGAGGAUGGAGGACGAGCCCCAGCAGGGCCACGCCCACCAGGGGCCCACCAGGGGCCCGUCAGGGGCUCACCAGGGGCCCACCAUGGGCUCACCAGGGGCCCAUCAGGGGCUCACCAGGCGCUCACCAGGGACUCACCAGGGGCCCAUCAGGGGCCUGUCAGGGCUCACUAGGGGCCCACCAGGGGCCCACCAGGGGCUCACAAGGGGCCCGUCAGGGGCUCACCAGGCGCUCACCAGGGACUCACCAGGGGCCCAUCAGGGGCCUGUCAGGGGCUCACUAGGGGCCCACCAGGGGCCCACCGGGGGCCAGUCAGGGGCUCACCAGGCGCUCACCAGGGACUCACCAGGGGCCCAUCAGGGGCCUGUCAGGGGCUCACUAGGGGCUCACCAGGCGCUCACCAGGGACUCACCAGGGGCCCAUCAGGGGCCCGUCAGGGGCUCACUAGGGGCUCACCAGGCGCUCACCAGGGACUCACCAGGGGCCCAUCAGGGGCCCGUCAGGGGCUCACUAGGGGCCCAUCAAGGGCCUGUCAGGGACUCACCAGGGGGCCACCAGGGGCCCGUCAGGGGCUCACCAGGGGCCCAUCAGGGGCCCGUCAGGGGCUCACCAGGCGCUCACCAGGGACUCACCAGGGGCCCAUCAGGGGCCUGUCAGGGGCUCACUAGGGGCCCAUCAGGGGCCCACCGGGGGCCAGUCAAGGGCCCGUCAGGGGCUCACCAGGCGCUCACCAGGGACUCACCAGGGGCCCAUCAGGGGCCCGUCAGGGGCUCACUAGGGGCCCACCAGGAUACACAAUAUAUUGAUUCGGAAUCUCUAAUGAUAAUGUGGAUCUACUUCACCCCCCCCCCCUCCCUCUAA
Molecule: messenger RNA, 1878 nt
Organism: Platichthys flesus (European flounder)
Lineage: Eukaryota; Metazoa; Chordata; Actinopteri; Pleuronectiformes; Pleuronectidae
Product: spidroin-2-like
Exons: 2
Coding region: 1024-1878 (284 amino acids)
Source: RefSeq, a predicted model, not a curated record